Molecule: messenger RNA, 3487 nt
Organism: Ascoidea rubescens DSM 1968
Lineage: Eukaryota; Fungi; Ascomycota; Saccharomycetes; Ascoideales; Ascoideaceae
Exons: 1
Source: RefSeq, a predicted model, not a curated record
AGCCUAUUCCAAACCCAAUUGGCCCCAAUUGGAGGUGCUUCCUUUCCAGUCUGCAGAAAAAAGCUGGUUCUACCCAGAAAAUAGAUGCAAUUUGUCUCCAGAGGCACCACACUUUCCACUGCUAUAAAAGACCACUGUUUUCUCUCUUGCUCACUUUUCUCUCUUUCUCUGCACACCACUUUUGCUGUACCAGCUCUAUUGUCUCCUCAAAAGACCCUCCCUCCCAAAAAAAAACAAAACCUAUCCAAAAAAACAGUUUAUCCCCUAACUAAUCUAAUUUAUUAUUCAUAUUCGACUUAAUUGAAUUCAGUUUGUCUCAAUUCGAUAUUCCCAUCCCUAUAUUUGUUUAUAUCUUUAGCCAAAUUACCCUAAUCCAAUUCUUUAGGUUCCCUGCUCAAUCCCCAAGAACCAAGUAAUGAUGGCUGAAAUCCUAGGUUCUGCAGUUUUCACCUUUGUUUUCACAAAGAUAAUGGACAGUAGCUACUACUCCCACUCUUCCAAAAAACUAUCCAAAGAGCUCAAAAACGAAAUCACCCAACAAAUCCAAAAGGCCAACAAUGACCUCGAAUCGCAGAUUGUUUCCAAACACGAGACAAUCAAGAAAAAAAAUGCCCAGGUUAUUCAAUUGGCUCAAGACUUGAAAAAAAUCCAAGAAAAGUCCAAUCACCUAGUCUUUGAAAACGACACCUUCAAAAAGACGAACCAAUUGCUCGAAGACCAGUUGAAGUCCUCGGAAAAGAACAAGUUGCAAUUGACUGAAAAAUUGUCCAAACUCAACCAAAACUCAACCAAGUUGUCCAACAAAUCUGCAACCAACGACUCCAAGUUCUCCCAACCCAGCACCAAAAACGACAGCUCCCACAAUCUCAAGUUCAUCCACCAAAUCACCUCCAACAUCGACUCUCCCAUCACUCUCUCCAAACACGACUUUAUCUCCCACUCGGAAUCAGGCUCGGAAGCAAACUCUACCCUCGGCGUUACCGAGGUAAGACACGUCUCCUUGAACCACGAAAGGGAUACUCUCUCGACCCAACUUUCCGCUUUGAAAUCCGAGAUCAAUUCCGUCCAGGCCGAAAUCAACGAGAAAAAUGCCCUAUUGUUAGAGUCCUCUUCCAAACUCACCUCUUCCAUUUUGAAGAUAAAUGACUUAAAACUCAACAUAGACAAAAACGAAAAGCUAAUUUCAGAUCUCAAAGCAAACUCAAACUCAAACUCAAACUCAAACUCAAACUCAAACUCAAAUGCUGUUUCUGAUUCCUCUGAUUCCUUUGAGUCCUCUGAGCCCUCUGAUUCUCUCAUAUCCUCAACAUACCUAAUCCUUUCAAGUCUCAAGAACUCUCUUCAAUCCGAAUCUCAGCUUAACUCAAAUUUGAAAUCUUCAAUAGAUUCUCAAAAAGCACAAAUCGCCACUUUAUCAACUUCCUUAUCCAAACUCAACGACGACUUCCUCCUCAAAUCGCAGCAGUUAUCAACUCUAAACUCAUCCUUCAACGAUUCAGAUUACAAACCUUAUGUCUUUGAAGACGAAAUUAAUGGUUACCUCGAAAAGGCAAUCAACAAAAGUCAGCAACUAUCCAAAAACAACGACUCCCUAACCCUACAAAUUAACCAACUAAAUGCCCAAUUAUCAAACCUAUCCUUUGAAAUCCAACAAAAAAAAUUACUAAACGACGAUUUAAACAAAAUUAUUCAACAGUCAAAUCAACACAUCUCCUCUUUAAACAACAACAUUCAGUCCCUAAAAGACCUCCAUAAAAUCGAAUUAUCAAAUGUCACAACAAACUUCCAAAAGAAACUACAAGCCACGUCUGAUCAAAUUUCUAAACUAGAAAAGGAUCUAUCAACUAAGAACUCCCUAAUAUCUAGCUUGAAAUCCUACUUAAGCCCCAAUUUAAAGAAAAAUGAUUUCGACCAAAACAUUAAAAUUCAGUCAAACUCUAUUGACAAAAAUAUCCUACUUCGUGACAUCGAAAUUGAUGAAUUGAAAAAUACUCUAAACUUUAUCGCUUCAAAAAACUCUUCUUCAUUAAACAACUCUACUUUAUCUCAAAUCUCAAACACAAAUCUUCAUUCAGAUUUUUUAAAUUCUUUUUCUUCCAACGACUUCUACAUCUCCUACUUGAAACAAAUUGAAUCCAAAAUCGAAAAUCAACAAGAUACUAUUCAAAAGCUAAUUGAUAACAAAGAUGAAAAAUUCAUCAACGACCAAUUCAAACAAAUAAAAUCUUCAAAAGACAGCAAUUCAAAUUCUUGUGUUCAAAACUCUCUAAACUUUGAAUUCAAAGCCUCCCAAAGACUCGUUCUCGAUGUCAUCGAAUUGUUAAACUUGACUAAAUCUUCAAUAUCCAGCAUUGAAAAUGAAAUAACUUAUAAAUUAAUUCAAUCAAAAGCCAUUAAACAACAUUACGAAGACUUUAUAAUUUCAAACAAAGAUCCUGAAUGUAUUCACCAAUCCCUAGUUUCUUCAAAUACUUCUUCAAUCUUGAUUCAAUGGUUCACUGAAAUUAUAAACGCCAUUACUUUUAUUACAAACCCUAACCUAGAAUUUGAAAAGAAUUCAAACUUUUCAACUCUAUCAAAUAUCUUAAAUUUCAAUCUUGAUAAAUCUCUAAUUCAAAAUACACAACUUCAAAAAUUACAAUCCGAUUGCCGCAACUCCUUUAAAUACCUAUAUGAACACAUUAAAAAUAUUAACAUCAAAAACCGCAAAGCUCCUUCUAUUGAUGACAACAAAUCCCAAAUUGAUUUUAAAAAGCAUAUUUUCGAAUUGUCAAAACAAAUUGAUGACUUCAAAUCAAACUUUGACGAAAAGAAAUUAGACAACUCAAAAUUAAUCCAAUUAAAAGAACAAUUAACAAUAGCAAAUCUCGAUCUUCAAAAGUACAAAAAGGAAAACAAAAUCCUUCUUUCAAAAUUAGAUUUAUUAGAAAACAAUUCAAGAUCAAUCACCAAAAAUGGCUCAGAUAACAGUGUCAAUAAAAACAAUGAAAUCGCUCGUUUGAAACAAAAAUACGAAAAAGAACUAUCAGAUGCAAUCAAAAGAGCAGAUUCAUUAGUAAUUAUAAACAAUGCUCACGAUACAAAAAUUAAAUCAAUCAGAAAAGAAUACACUCAACAAAUAAUGUCCCUAAAAAAAGAAAUUGAACAAGUAAAACAACAAACAGAAACUACAAAAAAUAAUGAAAUUAAAGAAUAUCGUACCAGAAUCACCGAAUUGACCAAGAAGAUUGACAUCUUGACCAAGAACGUCAGUAUCGAAGACAAAAGUGAGAUCCAGAAAAUCACCAUCAACUACGAAUCAAAGAUUUCUGAAUUGAACAAGAAGAUCACUGAAUUGACCAGCACUAAGGUUGACAUUACUAAGACUUCUGAGUACAAGAAAGUCAUCAGCAGCUACGAAUCAAAGAUUUCUGAAUUGAACAAGAAGAUCGAAUCUGACAGAUCCAUCAGCACAUCAUCUGACAAAUCUGAAAUUAAGAAGAUCACC